Molecule: messenger RNA, 764 nt
Organism: Solea solea (common sole)
Lineage: Eukaryota; Metazoa; Chordata; Actinopteri; Pleuronectiformes; Soleidae
Exons: 2
Coding region: 36-314 (92 amino acids)
Molecular function (GO): protein binding
Source: RefSeq, a predicted model, not a curated record
ACACACACACACAGAAAGAAGAUAAGAAGCACAACAUGGGGAAAAUCUACCAAGUGACGGUUGAUGGGGUACGAGGGAGGAAGAUGGUCGUUGACCUGUGCAACACCGAGGAGCAGAUGCAGAAAAUGACGGUCCUGCAGCUGAAAGAGAAGAUUGCGCAGAGACUUCCUCCGUCAGCAGGAGAGGAGCAGCUGCGGAUGCUCUUCGCAGACUCGUACCUGGAGGUUGACGACAGUCUCCUAUCCUCUUAUGGGAUCCAGCACCAGUCCAUUAUCCAUGUGGUGUUGAAGGUUCCUGGAGGACUGACUGCCUGACCAACAACCAACACCAUCUCGCCCGACACCAUCACCGUUGCCUCCUCUACUGUUUACGAAUGUUUAACCUUAAUGGGAUGUUUUAUGCUGGCAUGCUAAUGUGACUUUUUCCUUUUUUUCCCAUGUUGCCUUUAAAUAUGUUAAAAAAAAAAUCCAACUGUUGUUGACACAUUAAAAUAAUGUUCUCUCUAAUGCCUCAUGUUUAAGUUUCUUAUGUCUCCUGACAACGGCAUGUUAAUCAGAGGGUCAUAUACAGUCAAAAAAGCAUCUUUCAUUCAAAUAAUCGAUGUAUAUUAAAGAGAACCAGGGCUGUUGCAAUAAAGAUAUAAAUAUGUUUGUUUGUUCUUUUAAAAAACAAUCAUUGGAAACAAAAUGCAUGUAGAAUAAUCUUUGACGUAAAUAAAUAUUUGCAUUAUCACAGGCAAAUAAACAUGACAUCAAGACAUGUAA